Messenger RNA from Bombina bombina (fire-bellied toad), 1272 nucleotides. It is a transcript of the gene DNAAF6, whose product is annotated as dynein axonemal assembly factor 6. Gene Ontology annotation, cellular component: cytoplasm. The record is from RefSeq and is a predicted model, not a curated record. Gene Ontology annotation, molecular function: dynein intermediate chain binding; protein-folding chaperone binding. Gene Ontology annotation, biological process: axonemal dynein complex assembly; flagellated sperm motility. The coding region runs from base 113 to 706 and encodes 197 amino acids. The transcript is spliced from 7 exons. NCBI's taxonomy places the organism in Eukaryota, Metazoa, Chordata, Amphibia, Anura, Bombinatoridae.
UCAUAAUAUAAUAUUAAGGCGCAAGCAAUGUAUACAGUUCAGGAGGACGCCAUGUGGUUUCCAUGGAGACGCAGAGGCGCAUCCUUCAGUAGAUCAAGAGACAGGAUCAGACAUGGAUCUUCCAACAAGUGGAUUCUCAACUGCAAGUUCUCUAGAUGCCCUGUGUGCACUGCUCAAUCCACCUGGAGAGGAAGAGGAGAGUGAUCAUCAUAGUACCUCAUCAAAUGCCAUAUUUGGUCCUGGAGACAUUGGACCUGCAAGAAAGCCAGAGCAAAAACAUCGAGAAGCUGAGACAGCCCCAAAGGAACAACGUAAUAAGGACAUCUGGAAUGAGCAGGAAGUUGCUGAAGGAUCAGAAUUUGAUGACAUUUUGGAUUCUCGGGAGUGUCCAGAGUAUGAUAUUGUCUAUAAGCAGAGAGUGGGAACUGAAGACCUUUUUCUGGGAAUGAGUCGGAAGGACCCAUCAACUGCCUGCUGUGAAGAUAUGGUGGUCCGGAUCCAGCUGCCUCGUACAAAGGCCAAAGAUGUGUCACUUAAUGUGAGAAGCAAGUUUCUAGACCUCCGGACUCCCAAAUAUAAGUUGGGGUUACACCUCCCCCACCCUGUUGACGGGGACAAUGGAAGUGCACGUUUUCUGGCAGACAAGGAAAGGCUGGAAGUGGUACUUAGGUUAAAACGUGAAUUUGAUGAUAUAAACUUUUUGUGACAGCACACAAAACAUAAAUGCAGGGCGUUCACCUCCACAGAGACUAUAUAAUAGCACAAGUUAAAUUGUUAAUUAGAUUAUUUUCCUAGUAUGAUGGUCAGGAAGAAAAUCAUACAGUAACGGUCACUUAGCUUUACCUGUGAUACAAAUCUUUAAUUUUUUACAACCAGAAAGAAAUGUGACAGUGAACCUGAAGUCUGCAGCUAAACAAUACAAUAUCUCUCACAUGUAUUUUUGUUUUGAAGAGAUCCAUUCUUUAGGAUGGAGAUAUGUAACUAUCCUAAAAAUAAACAACUUUUCUAAAAUAAAAUGAGAUUAAUAUGUUACUCAAAGAGACCUGUAACAGUGGCAGAGUAAAAUACAUGCAACAGAAAGUACUUCCUGUAAAUGCAACAACUAUAGACCUAUACAUUUAUCACAUUGAGUUAUGUAUUCAUAAAAAAAACUGAAGUCACUCUACUACAGAUACAGCUUUGUAACUGAAUUGUAUUCUUAUACAUAGAGCAUUGGAUCCUGAAAUAAUUACACAUUUUUCAUGCAACCAUUAAAAAAAUGCUUGUACUAAA